AUGACUCUAUUUUUGGACCGUGUUCUGACGGUGCAUGACAACUUUUAUAAUCUACGGCUCUGGCUGCAGAACCGCCUCACAGACUGGUUCUGGCAGGUCCAGGAGGUGCUGAAGCAUGCUUGGCAUUUUAGGGGAAGGAAGAACCGCCGCUACAGGCUGGUGGUCAGGGCGGUGACCAGAGCCGUCGUGAAGGGCACACAGGCCCGCAGACUGAAGAAGCAGAACCUGAGUACCCUCUGGAUUAAUCGAAUUUCAGCUGCCUCCCAGGAACAUGGCUUACAGUACCCAGCAUUCAUGGUCAAUUUAAUUAAGUGCCAGGUGGAGCUCAACAGGAAGGUACUUGUGGACCUGGCCAUCUAUGAACCAAAGACUUUUACAUCUUUGGCAGCUUUGGCUAAGAGGAGGCAGCAGGAAGGAUUUGCUGCAGCUCUGGGGGAUGGAAAGGAGCCAGAGGGCAUCUUUUUCAGAGUGGUACAGUACCACUGA
Microtus oregoni (creeping vole) is the source of this 486-nucleotide messenger RNA. Its product is annotated as 39S ribosomal protein L20, mitochondrial-like. Lineage: Eukaryota; Metazoa; Chordata; Mammalia; Rodentia; Cricetidae. The transcript is spliced from 2 exons. The record is from RefSeq and is a predicted model, not a curated record. Bases 1 to 486 code for a protein of 161 amino acids. Gene Ontology annotation, biological process: translation; ribosomal large subunit assembly. Gene Ontology annotation, cellular component: ribosome. Gene Ontology annotation, molecular function: rRNA binding; structural constituent of ribosome.